AUGUAUGAAGGCCUUCCCAAAGUAGAACCCAGACGACCAAUUCAGUUCACGUCAAAGCCUUCCUUAAGGAUCGAGCAUAGAUACACUUUAGUUCAAAAUAUACUUCACGAUGAAUACGUGCUAGAGUCAUACUUAAAUUUUUUGGAAACAGUUCAUACCACUAAAGCAAAUAUUGACAUUGUCGGUACCAACUUUAGAAAUGCAUUGGAAAUAGCAAGCCAAUACCCAACCCCAGAAGUUAAAUCCUUACUCUUUAAUACUUGGUAUCAAGUGUUUUUACGUUCUGGUUCCAAACAAGACACUUUCAAAAUCAUCCAAUUGAAAAACGAGCUUUUGCUGAAUAAGGACCGUUUCAUUCAUUUCAUGAUGAAUGAAAGGGAAUAUAAUUCAUAUGAAAAGUUGAUAUUACCAUUAUUAUCUUCCGAAAAUUCGAGUAUUGAAAAAUCUUACGCAGAUAUUUUGGCCCAAACUAUGCGAUUGGAUACUGAUAGUGUGGGAGGAUUGAUUUUUGAUAGAGAAAGAAUGAUCCUUUAUUUGAAGAAAUCUUCGGUAUCUUUACCGGAUAAAAGACGCUUUUUAGAUAUUUUUGCUCGUAAAGGUCUUCUUCAUUCCUCAGAUAUAGAUGACUCCUAUUAUAUAAUAAGAAGUUUCUUCGAUUUAUUAAGAUUUGUCGGUGAUGAACAUCUUGAUUUUACCACCCCAAAAUAUAAUGUUUAUAAAACUUCCUUACAAUUAAUAGCUGAACUGCCUUCAGGUAUAGAAAUCGAGGAACAUGUCACCAAGUUAAAACAGAUUAUCGAAUCACUCUAUGAUUCAUCCAGAUAUCGUAAUUUUUUAACGUCAACAAUGUCUGCAUUAAUAAUACCUAGUCUCACUCUCCAUUAUUGGGAACACAAAUAUAGAUUACAUCGCUUGCUCGAAGGAGAGUCGGAUGUUUUGAAUUAUAAAGAUCUCAAAUACGGUAUGAACGCUCUUAGGAAACAGAAGAAGUAUGAGGAUGUUUUGAAACUUUACAAGAACUUUCCCACACUUCAUCAUGACGAUCAAAUUGAAAUUUUGUUACAGGUUAGUGAAGAAUUCAAAGAUUGGAAAUUGCUUCAACAGCAAUUUGAGGAAAUGUACGGAAGAGGACAACUACCGUUCGUUAACCAUUAUGCUAUUGUCAUGAAUGGUAUUGCCUCUAUUGGUGCACGAGAGCAAAUUGAAAAAUUAUACCAUCAGUUAAUGAAACGUAAAAUUAAGCCAACUCCUGCAAUUUUUGCUGCUUUGAUAAAUUCUAAUGUAUUUCAUGAUGAUGAAGAAAAGGCAACUUACUGGUUUAAUCAAUAUCAGCAAAAUGUUCAAGAUGAACAGAAUAAUGCAUCACUGGCGUAUCUAUACUCGUUACUAUUCAAGCUAAAAUUUAAAUCCACAAAUGUCAAUGGGGCCCUUUCUUUAUUCACCAGCGCUCUCGAUAUUCAAGAUAGAACAGGCUCACAACUCAUAGAUUCAGAUUUAGUGGCCCAAUUGAUCAAAUAUCUUAACGAUAACUACGCUUUGAGGGACAUUGAGCAUAUAUUCAAAUUGGCAAAAGAACGAGAUAUGGAUAGCAAGGAAGUUUAUAUUGCAUUAACUCAAGCUUAUAUACGGUUUGAAGAAUUUGAGAGAGCUGAGUGGGCCGUGCAUGAAGGCCAGUCAGUAUCAGAUGUUCCAUUCAGGGGUUCUGAUAUCUAUACCCUUCAAUUGAGAAAUUAUAGACAUUGGUAUAAAGCUUCACUUGACCCAAAUAUGAAAGAUUUUGUACACGAGAAAGCCUGGCAGAUAGUCUAUUUAGCUGAAAAACACGAAAUGAGUAGGAAGUAUCUGGCAGGGCUUUAUUCCGAGCUCAUUAGGUUUCACAUUCGAUCAGAUUUUGACAAAGCUUUAGAAGUCCUCGAUGAGGUUAAGAAACAGAAAAUUUUAGAGGAAGGGCACUUUAUUCCUUUCUUAUCACAUUAUUCAAAAUUAGAUAAUUUCGAAGGAUACCACCAAAUAAUGGAUUCUUAUCGUGAAAUGGCGUCUCUCAGACUUAAGAUUACUACCCUGACAUACUACUACCUUAUUCAAUCCUUAAUACAUUUUGAUAAGAUCAGAGGAGAACGUUCCUCUUUUAAGUUAUUAAGUUCAAUAUUCGAAUUGAAUGGUUUAACCAUAGAUGAGACGGAUAAGCCAUCUGCUUCAGAAUCUAAUUUUAAAAAUGAAGCUCCAAACUUGUGCAGAAUUGUCUGCAGAUUUGUCCUAUCUGAUGUUAAGAAUCUGUAUAUGUCCAAUAGUCAACUCGUGAAUCAUUUCCUAGAUCAACUAAAAGUAAAACUUGGGUCAAAUCUACCUAUUAAUUUAAGAAUAGCGAUUUAUCAAGAAAUGUCUAGACUAUAUGUCUCCCAAGGUAAUCUUGCUUUAGCCGAGAGAUUAAUUGAUAGUGGGCUCAAUGAUAUUGAAAAAAUACUGAGGACUUAUGUCGAAAAUCACCCAUUUUCUCAAAAGGAACUUAUAGUAAUUCCAUUUGGACUUCAAAAACCUUAUCGAGACUUAGUAAAAUUCAAAUUUAUUUGCAUUGGCCAUAACAGUGAAGGGCCAGCUAAUUAUUUGACGGUAUACAAUAAUUCAAAUAUGAAUAAUGUGAGAUUAACGGGUGAGCAAUACAGAAUCAUAAUUAAAAAUAUUCUUCUUCUCCCUAACGAAGAGCUGAUUCCUAUUGUUCUUGAUAUUUGUGAAAAAUAUUUAGUCAGAGGUAGUAUGAUUGAACGUAAUCUUCACAAACAUUUGCAAUAUAUGUAUAAACUUAUCCUAACCUAUGCAUCCAGACAUGACAAUCACGAAUUUCUCUCAAAAUCUUUUGAUAUAUUUAGCAGAUUUUACGAUGCCGAUAUCAAUGUCCUUCGAAAUAGAUGGCCAGGUGGUGAUAUCAGAGCUUUUAUCAAUAGAAAAUUGGAUGAGUUUAAUCACACAUGGCACAGACGUGGAUGGACUCUCGAGAAAGUAAUGAAUUCUCCAAUCAAAUUUUUCAACCCAGAACAAAGUAUAUACUCAAGUAACAAGCUUGAUUCUGGAUUAGCAAACCGCAUACUCAAAGAGGUUAAAAGGUACUGCAGAGGUAACAAAAUGAGGGCCUUCGAACUAAUGGAUGACUUUCCUGAUACGAUGGAUUUCUUGCUAUACGAUCAAAUAUCGAGAUUUCGUUAUCGUUUAUUCCGCAAAGAGAUAGAUAAGAUAAUAUCACCUCCAGAUACUAAAGAAAACUUGAAGGAUCGUGCAAUGCGUACAUUCGAAGCUCUCUCUAUUGCAAAGGAUGAUCCUAACAUAAGAUAA
Messenger RNA from Hyphopichia burtonii NRRL Y-1933, 3327 nucleotides. RefSeq lists its product as uncharacterized. NCBI's taxonomy places the organism in Eukaryota, Fungi, Ascomycota, Pichiomycetes, Serinales, Debaryomycetaceae. The transcript has a single exon. The coding region runs from base 1 to 3327 and encodes 1108 amino acids. The record is from RefSeq and is a predicted model, not a curated record. Gene Ontology annotation, molecular function: protein binding.